AUGAGCGCAACCUCUGAGCUGAGCAUCAGAAACGAUGGCCACCUCAUUGACAUCGCUCCAAGUCCAACCACUGGCAUCAAUCAGAGCGGCCGCGGAGGCGAGAUCCACACGGAAUGGCUGCGGGAGCUGACCUCGGCGUCACGGAGCGCCGCCGUCCUGAACGACCUCGUCGGCCGAACGCCGAUGCUGUGGUACCUCGGCGAGCGCGCGGCCACCAUCCUCCGGCCGCGCUCCCGGCGCGCCGACCUGAAGGCGCUACACGCGGUGCGCGCGGUGGCCAUCGGCCCGUACCACCGCGGCGACCGUGGCCUCGCCUUCGACGACGAGGCCAAGCUGCCGUUCCUGCGGUACCUGCAGGACCAGUGCGGGCUCGACGUCGAGCAGUACGUCGCGGCGCUCGGGGCGGCGCGCGGCUGCUUCCGCGACGAGUUCGCGGACGACGCGGACGCGGUCGCCGCGGAUUGGCUCCGGGACGAGGAGAAGUUCGUGAAGAUGCUCCUCCUCGACAGCAGCUUCCUCCUCGUCUUCAGCCUCAUGUUCGGCAAGGCCGGCGGUUGGGGGGAACGGGCGGCGGCGCUCGUGGUCACCAGGGAGCGAUUCGUACUGUACACGGCCGUGGCGCAGUACGCCGACGAGAUCAAGCUCGAUCUGCUCGUGCUGGAGAACCAGAUCCCCUUCGCUGUCGUCAAGCUGCUCGCCGCCUCUUGCCGCGGCCUGAAGCUCCGCUCCGUCGAGGAGCUGAUGCUCGGCUGCUUCGACUGCAUCUGCCCGACCAGGGCGCGCGGCAAGGUCGACUUGUUGCUCCGGGAGACGACGGACGCGAAAUUCUAUCACAUCCUACACCUCUUCCACUGGUCGCGCGUCCCGGAGAACAAGUACGGCGUCCUCUCGGUGCCACUGAAGCUUCUCGAGGCCAAGGAGGAAUCGGAUCAGUCGGGGUGGAUCAUGCCUUGCGCCAGAGAGCUGCAUCGGGCGGCGGUGUGGUUCCGGAAGCCCUCUCUGGACGGGGCGGAGAGGCACGGCGGGGACCUCAACAUGGAGUUCCGGAGCGCGGCGGCGAGCCCGAUGGCGGUGAUGACCAUCCCCAGCUUCCACAUCCUCGCCUACACCGCGGCGCUGCUCCAUUCCAUGCUGGCCUUCGAGAAGCACUUCCACUGGGCGCACGGCGCCUGCGUGACGGUGCACGUCAAGCGCAUGGAGGGCCUGAUACGGUGCCCGCAGGACGCGGCGCUGCUUCGCCGCCGGUGGAUCCUCGGCAGCGUAAAGUGCACGGACGAGGAGGUGGUGGAUUUCUUCCGUGACAUGGUCUUGGAGGCGGCUGGGGUGCCCAUGCCCGAAGAGUACGGCGAGAUGAUCCGCGCGGUGGCGCGGCACAGGAGGAGGCGGGCGCGCAGAUGGUGUGGGGACUUGAUACUGCACUUCCUCCCGUCUCCCUGGGUAUCCGUCUCGCUCGCCGCCGUGGUUGCGCUCAUCAUUGUGCCGGCCAUGUUGCAGACAAUCUACACCAUUUUGGGCUACCAAAAGUAG
This is a messenger RNA of Triticum turgidum subsp. durum (durum wheat), 1527 nucleotides long. The record is from the annotation of a GenBank genome assembly. NCBI's taxonomy places the organism in Eukaryota, Viridiplantae, Streptophyta, Magnoliopsida, Poales, Poaceae.